Messenger RNA from Oncorhynchus kisutch (coho salmon), 1196 nucleotides. Its product is annotated as F-box DNA helicase 1-like. Gene Ontology annotation, biological process: replication fork processing; double-strand break repair via homologous recombination. The transcript is spliced from 5 exons. Gene Ontology annotation, cellular component: nucleus. NCBI's taxonomy places the organism in Eukaryota, Metazoa, Chordata, Actinopteri, Salmoniformes, Salmonidae. Gene Ontology annotation, molecular function: DNA binding; 3'-5' DNA helicase activity; ATP binding. The coding region runs from base 1 to 702 and encodes 233 amino acids. The record is from RefSeq and is a predicted model, not a curated record.
AUGACACAACAGGAACCUGGAUUCGUCAGACAAGGCAUCAAGGACAGCUUCAUCCGUAGGUUCACCCAGCAGAGUCUGGGGGGCUACUUUGGACUGAAGAGUUACGCUAAAAAAACAAAGGACCGUGAGUUGGAGGGCAAACUCUCCAUGGUGGAGAAAUACAACAGCCGCAUCCCUGAGCUGGUGGAACGCAUCUACGGCUGCACAGAGAGACAGGCCCAACACGCAGAUUUUAUCCUGGGGACAGUCCAUAAGUCAAAGGGUCUGGAGUUUGACACGGUGGUGAUCACUGAUGACUUUGCUAAGGUCCCCUGUGCCGCCCACAACUUACCUAGACUUUCCAGCUGCUCAGGAGGUGACGUCCCAGACGAUGAGUGGAACCUGCUGUAUGUGGCGGUGACUCGGGCCAAGAGCUCUCUGGUCAUCACCAAGAACAUCACCAACAUCCUCACACUGGCUGGGGAGUACUUCCUGAGGACAGAGUUGACCAGCGCCCUGCUGACCGAGGGCCAGCCCCCAUGCUGCUCCGUGCGGGAGUGUCAUAACCACAUCACGCCCGUCUGGCCCCUCGCCAUGUGCAAGCUGCCACUCCAAUACAUAAGGCCCCACUUCCUCCUCCCUACCACCAUACCACAUUCUGAUUUGCAAUGUCUCUCAACCAGACCUGAUUGUUUCAGACAGGUGUGGGUGCAGGAGUUCUAAAAGAAUGUCCCAUAUUCCACCAACAGCUAACCAGUUAGACCUGUGAGCCAACUGUAAUAGCUAGUCAGUCGGUCAGAGUGCACAAAGAAACAUGUGUCAUCAGUUUGAGUACUUUGAGGUUAACAACAUAAACAUCAUCAUAAGUCAUGUCCAUUGUUUCCAUAAAGAUACAGUUGCCAAUACUCUAAUGGAAACGGUAAAAACAAGUAUUUGUGGUUAGUUUUGAAUGCAAUUUAAAGUGUAUUAGUGUUUGGAUGGAAUAAGAUGACUUCACACCCGCCAACAAACUGCCAUAUAAGGAAUAGGGUGCCUUUUGGAAUGAGGCAGGUGGCCGUGUUCGAGAGGAUCAAAACCGCAAUGUGUCAUGGGUAAAUUGACUGAGUAACAGAUCUAUACAUAAUAAUGAUUUGUUAUUUAUGAUGCAAGGGGAUUUGUAGAUCAGUCGCCUGCAGACGUUUUGAUGCUCUCGAACACAGUCUGUCUCUCCAUGCACA